This is a messenger RNA of Prorocentrum cordatum, 2162 nucleotides long. The record is from the annotation of a GenBank genome assembly. NCBI's taxonomy places the organism in Eukaryota, Dinophyceae, Prorocentrales, Prorocentraceae.
GUACUCCUCCCCAAGUUCAACAAGGCCAAGGAGGACGGAGAUCAGGAGGGCCAGACCAAGCUCCUGGCCGUCUGCCCAGACUUGGAAGCUGCGUGGAAGCCGCCACCAGAGGCCUCACCGGUGGAGCGCCUGGCACAGAAGGCGCAACAGCUCCGCCAGCUCCAGGCGCAGCAGGGGCGGAUCAAGAACCAGCUGUUGCAGGCGGCCCAGACUCUCAAAGAUAUGCAAACCAAGCUCAGGACCAACAUCGAUGAAUGCCAGUCUGCGCAGUCCGAGAUCGACGAACUGGUGGGCAAGACCAAGGCAGGAGGACCACAGUCGGACGCACGGCAAGCACAACAGGCACAUCAAGAACAUGAAGAAGAUUUCCCAGAGUUGGAGACUGAGGAAUUGGCAUCCCUCGAUGAACCCACUCGGAAACAGUACGAAGAAGCGGCAGCGGCUCACAAGAAGGCUCGCAACCUGCUCAAGUCGGCCACUGAUGCGGGCAAAGCGGCACGUGAGGCUGCAGAGAGGCUGCGAACGCUGCACAACUCCAUCAAGAGCGCCAUCGUCAACACAAAGAAAGAACGACCUACACGAAUGAAGUGUGGCUAUGUGGACGUGCUGUUCGCCAAUGUCACGCACUACGGGGAAAAGGUGCGACACUAUGUGGAGCACUGCAGUUUUGACAUGAUCGGCUUAGCAGAGCAUCACCUGCUCCCAAAGGCCGCCAAGCAGGAGAUCAAGAAACUGAGAUUCAAGGGGUGGCAAUCACAGUUCUCGUGGACGCCUGCGACACCAUCGAUGCGGAGUAAGUCUGGUACUCAAGGGGGGACGUGCUGGCUUGCCAGAGCAGGCCACGUCACGGCAGCACACUUGCCCGAUGGCACGGGGCACAGUGUAUUUCAGAAAGAACUGCGCGACAUCUCGAUCAUCCUCUGGCGUUUGAAAGGGGCAACGCUGGCUUUGAUCUCGGUGUAUCUUGAUUGCAGUGUGGGACUUGAUGGACCAGCGAACGUCGCCAAGAUGGCACAGCUGACACGAGUGGUGCAGAUGCCGAUCCAGCCAGUGAAGAUCGAGAUCGCCACCACCACGGCCCACAAAGAGAAAGGACUCAAGCGAGCCCAACGUGAUCGUGAGAAGUAUCAGAAGAUGGUGGCAGCAGCAGCAGAGCGGGAUGAGAAUGCAGCGACACCAGGAGACCUGCAUCAUGAUGAGUAUGGGCAUCUCCUGGAGACGACGUACGCCACGAAGCAGAAAGAGACAACCAGCGAUGAGCAGUGGUUUCAGGCGCUGGCAGACACCCGAGGACGAGCGGUCCAAGACCCAGUUGAUGAUGUGGCAGAAUCCUGGGCGUAUCGCCUGGACCCUGAGGGUUCAAACAAGCUGGCCUACCACUUUGGCGAGUGGUCAGUAGCAGCGGAGCAGUCACUGUGUAUCAUGACGGAUGCCAAGCCAAAAGAGAAGGUGCGCAGAGGAUGCAACCCCAAGUUCACGUUGCGCAAGGUCACCAUGCAAGAGAAGACAGACCCCUUCUUGGACGCGGCCCUCAGGGAGAAGGCGAAUCUGUGGGAGGCCUUGGCGGCCAGACUGAGGGAGUUGGCAAUACUGAAGGCGCGGCAGAAGAAGGAUGAACACUUGAGGCUGGUUGAGAACGUCAUGCGCUCGCUCAGUCAGCGCAUCGAGUUCAUCGAUCAGGCCAAGGGCGGCAAGCAGGACACUGACUGGGACAAGGAGGAGGACAGCAGGGUGCUGCUCAACUUGACGCAGUAUCUAGCAGGUCAGCCGCGUCAGUCACUGCGGGGACCGUUGGGCCCAAAGCCGUCAAAAAAACAGCGAAAGGUCGGAGUGAGCGGCACCCAGCAGGAGGCGACGGAGAUUGUCCCACCAGUGGCCACCAGCAGUAUGGACUGCGAGGACGACCCCUACGAGCAUAUGGAUGCGGAGGCGGACGAGCCCAGCCUGCAGCAGCUGCAGGACCCUGAUGGCGGGAAGCUCGACACCUACGGCUCCACCGACUGGGGGUACAUCGUCCCAACUGGCCCGCUCUACGGGGUUGGGACCACGAGCGACGAGGGCAGCAAGCACUAUGACACCCUCGACGCCAUCUACUGGGAGUACGCCGCCCCAACUGGCCCGCUCUACGGGGUUGGGGCCAAGAGCGUCGGGGAGUUCGAGCA